Messenger RNA from Alligator sinensis (Chinese alligator), 1083 nucleotides. It is a transcript of the gene THUMPD1, whose product is annotated as THUMP domain containing 1. Lineage: Eukaryota; Metazoa; Chordata; Crocodylia; Alligatoridae. Gene Ontology annotation, biological process: tRNA modification. Bases 28 to 912 code for a protein of 294 amino acids. Gene Ontology annotation, molecular function: RNA binding. The record is from RefSeq and is a predicted model, not a curated record. The transcript is spliced from 6 exons.
AGGCAGGGCAUCCUCAUCACGUGCAACAUGAACGAGCGCAAGUGCGUGGCGGAGGCCUACAGCCUGCUGGGCGAGUACGGCGAGCAGCUCUACGGGCCCGAGAAGUUCUCAGAUCAAGAUGACAAGCUGUCAGGAAGUGAAGAGGAAGAGGAUGAUGUUGAAGCUGCCUUAAAGAAAGAAAUCGAUCAGAUUCGUACUUCAACAGAACAGAAGCUGAGACGAUUCCAGUCAGUAGAGAGUGGAGCUAACAACGUGGUCUUUAUUAGGACCCUGGGCAUAGAGCCUGAGAAGCUGGUGCAUCAUAUAUUAAAAGACAUGCACACUACUAAAAAGAAGAAAACAAGAGUUAUUCUGCGCAUGCUGCCCAUUUCUGGAACCUGCAAGGCUUUUUUGGAGGAUAUGAAAAAAUACACGGAGACCUUUUUUGAGCCUUGGUUUAAAGCCCCUAAUAAAGGGACUUUUCAGAUUGUGUACAAAGCUCGUAAUAAUAGUCAUAUGAGUAGGGAAGAAGUAAUCAAAGAACUGGCAGGAAUAGUGGGCAGCCUAAAUCCAGAAAACAAAGUGGAUCUUAAUAACCCAGAGUAUACCAUUGUGGUAGAAAUAAUAAAAACCGUCUGUUGCUUGAGUGUGGUGAAAGACUAUGUUCUGUUCAGAAAAUACAACCUGCAAGAGGUGGUGAAGACCAACAAGGAGGAGGGGCAGCAAAACCUGUCAAGUGUCACAGAAGAGGAGAGCUCAAAAGAAAUAAAAUCAGCUGAGGACUCAAAUGAAUUGAAAUCAGGAGACAGACUUCAAAGUGAAGAAGAGAACAUUGAACACCUUCAGCUCAGGACAAGGAUUUCCAUUCUUACUGAUAAGCGUGGCACCAAACCCGAGAGCACAACAAUCCACAAACUUGGCAGAAGUUUGUAGCACAGACCCUUGACAACUAACAUCACAAACCUUUUGCUGCAGGUGGUGGAGGCAGAAUAUUGCAGCUUUCAUCGAUGAUCUACCACAAGAGACGAAACAUUUUGUUUGAUUGACCAUCAUGUUUCCUUUUCUUAAAAUAAAGACUCGAUUACAACAACCACCGCCUCCAAC